UUGUGGGUGUUCUGCUGGGUGCCGAGGCGCGCUCGGAUCGAAGGUAAGGAACCGAGCGGCACCAUCGAGGGUUAAUAAUUUUAAACGGCGACCUUUUUAAAGCGAGAGGGAAAGGAGAGAGAGCGAAAUAAGGAAAAAAAUUCCACUGGCUGCAGUUUAAAAAAAAGCGGCGAGCUUCAGCGCUGCUUCUAACCUUUACCCGAUGUGUACCUCGCCACACAGGUUCGGCGGAGCGGAGCACCGGACCGGAGGGUUUUUAUUUUAAAGUGUAUAUAACAUUUUUAAUCCGCCUGUCAACGCGCCAACGCUCGCGAGAGAGAAAAAAAAACACACACACAAAAAAAAAGACACACGAAGCGCGCCGGCCCGGACCAUGUCGGUGAGGGAGACGUUCAACCCUGAGAGCUACGAGUUGGACAAGCACUUUCGGCUGAGCCGCUUCGCCGAGCUGAGGGGAACUGGCUGCAAAGUGCCGCAGGAUGUCCUGCACAAGCUGCUGGAGGCCCUGCACGACAACCACUACCAGGACGACGAGCAGUUCCUCGGCGCCGUCAUGCCCCGGCUGGGUAUCGGGAUGGAUACAUGCGUUAUUCCUUUAAGACAUGGUGGUCUUUCUCUGGUUCAGACAACUGAUUAUUUUUAUCCUAUUGUUGACGAUCCGUAUAUGAUGGGUCGUAUUGCUUGUGCCAAUGUCUUAAGUGAUCUUUAUGCCAUGGGUGUCACAGAGUGUGACAACAUGUUGAUGCUGCUUGGAGUCAGCAAUAAAAUGACAGAUAAGGAGCGGGACAAAGUAAUGCCACUAAUAAUACAGGGUUUUAAAGAUGCAGCAGAUGAAGCAGGUACAUCAGUUACUGGUGGGCAAACGGUACUAAACCCUUGGAUCAUUUUAGGAGGUGUGGCCACUACAGUCUGUCAACCGAAUGAAUUCAUCAUGCCAGACAAUGCAGUACCAGGCGAUGUAUUGGUAUUAACAAAACCACUUGGGACUCAAGUAGCAGUGGCUGUACAUCAGUGGCUUGAUAUACCAGAAAAAUGGAAUAAGAUUAAGCUUGUUGUCACACAAGAAGAUGUGGAACUAGCUUACCAAGAAGCAAUGAUGAAUAUGGCACGGUUGAACAGAACUGCUGCUGGCCUUAUGCACACCUUCAAUGCACAUGCAGCAACGGAUAUCACAGGCUUUGGGAUUCUCGGGCAUGCACAGAACCUGGCAAAACAGCAGCGAAAUGAGGUGUCAUUUGUCAUCCAUAACCUCCCUGUCCUUGCUAAAAUGGCAGCUGUAAGCAAAGCUUGUGGAAACAUGUUUGGAUUGAUGCAUGGCACUUGCCCUGAAACAUCAGAUGCUACCUGCCCUGCUGAACUCUCCCAGCAAUUUGUAAAUUCCAAACUCCAGCAAGUAGAAACUUUAUUGCUUUUUAUCAACAGUAUGGUCUGCUUAAGGCAUUAUCUGAUUAGUGAGUUUAUCAUGGCAGAAUAACUAUCUAAACUCAUUACGGAAUUGAAAUAGCCUGUGGUUUUCUGGUCGAGACCAAUGGGUUAAAUCCUAAUGAUUUGUUACUUGUGUUUGUCAGUGUCAGUUUUGCUGCUCACAUAGUUCUGGUGCACCAACUUGUUCAAAGAAUUUGUUCAAGCAACUUGUUUUAGUUUACAGAUGGCUUAAAAGCCCAUCAUUGUCAUAGCUCAAUAUCUAAAGCAUGCAUUUACUUGAGGAUUAAUUGAGUUAUGUCUUUUCUUUCAAUGACAUGAGAAAGAAGUCCGUCUCUAUUUCAUUGUUAAUGCUCCCUUAUAAGUAUGUCUGCAAUAGAUUGAAUUCAGCAUCAUUUUGGUUCCAAACAAUGGAGUGGAGUAAACUUGAAAUUGGAGAUUGCAAAGGGUAUUCUAGGGAAGGUUUUUGAAAGUUGGAAAGUGGGCAAAAAUAAGAGUCUGUGCCUUAAAGGCCCCAUUCUAGGAAGCUUCUUAAAAGGAAAGUAAAUAAGUGAAUUUUUCAUUUAAUAUUUUUUGACUAUUGAUACAAUAGUUUUAAAUUUAUUAACAAAUUUACUGUACAAAAAUAUCUCGCCUGUCUUCGAAGCUUCUUAAACUCAAGUCAUAGAAAGGUAAUCCCACAGAUAUGAAUCUCGUAUGAACAGAAAAUUAUACAGUAAAAGCAAUCUGAAUGAAGCAUUCAGACUGGAUCCUACCAAAUGUUUGAAUAAAGCAGCAUUUAACAUGGAUUCAACCCCACAUCAAUCUACCUACACCUUUAGGAACUAAAAAAUAUUAAGAAUACAAUCUGAAUUGACUCUAGCAAUAUUAGUUUAUCCUAUAUAUCAGCUCCCUUUGUAAGCUUGGGAGCUAACUGGGCUGAGACUUUACCAUCAUGCAUAGGAAUUCUGACUAGUUAUGUAUUUCAAUAGAGGGUUUUUGUCUGAAAUAAGCUGCUUUACAGACCAGUAUUGUACUGAAGGUUUUUUGGGGGGGGAAAUGUUGGCAGUUACCUCCAUGUUGAAAUUUGGAGCAGCUUUUGUAAAUGGAGAGACCAAAUGGUGUGAAAGGACUGUAAUCACUAAUUCUAAACUCAAAUAAAAUCUGAAAAUUGUGCUCAGAAGUGUAGGUGUUCGAUUAUAAUUUGGCUUUUUUAUUUUACCCAUGCUUUCAGCCACUUACCUUUAAAAGCUAACAUUCACAGCAACAAUGUGGGAAAUUUGUUUGCAGGUGCAUUUGAUUGAGGUCUUAUUCUGCAUGCAUCAGCUUCUGUGAGGCAUCUAGCAGUCGUUGCUGAAACAAAUUCAUGAUAUUCCACUCAAACCAUUUUCUCCAAAGUUCACAGUAAAUUGUUAACAAAGUACCUACAUCUCCAUACACAAUCCUGAGAUUCAUUUUCUUGCAGGAAUUUACAAAUAACAAAGACUGACAAAUGACUAGUGUGCAAAAGAAGACAAAUUGUGCAAAUAAUUUAAAAAUUUAAAUAAAUAAAACUGAAAACAUGAAUUGUAGAGUCAUUUUGAAAGCAAAUCUAUGACUUGUGGAAUCGUUUCAGUGUUGAGGUGAGUGACAUUAUCCACACUGGUUCAGAAACCUGAUGGUUGAAGGGUAAUAACUGUUCUGAACCUGUACCUCCCGCCCAAUGGUAGUAGCAAUUUUAGAAUGGAUUUGAAAAUGUGGCAGAGUUUAAUCUUGGAGCUUUGAGAUUCCUUGAUCUGAGAUAAUAGCUUUUUUUAAACGACCAUGAAUUCCCAUUCUUGUUUCCAAGGCAAUGGUAAGUAACACUGGAUAACAAAGAUUUUGCUUCCUGAAUACCUUUAGGGGUAUCUUAUGAAUUUUGGGCUACUGAUCAUGAAAAUCGUCAUGAAAUUUCUCUAUCACGCACCAUUUUUAAAAAUAAACUUAUGUUUUUUUAUUUCAAUUCAUAUUUCAAGUUAAUUAAAAUGUUGCUUACAAUAUAAACUGGAAAGUUUCCUAUCUUGUCCAGGCAUGCUUAGGUGGUGCGGCUACUGCAUGGCAGGACAGGUUUUAGUAAUAAUUACAGUAUUGGGUUCAGGACUAAGGGUGGAAUUUGCUAGCACCAGGCAUAAAAAUUUCUAUGAAGAAUUUUGAUAUUUGAGAAUAACUGAUGCCAAGAUUAAGGAAAGCAUUUUUGUUGGUCCACAAAUCAAACAGGUCAUCAAUAACAGGCAAUUUAAAGAAUUUCUAGUGUUACUGGAGAAAAUCACAUAGAACGCAUUCAAGGAAGUUGUUGAAAUUUUUCUCGGCAUCUACAGCGCAUCAAACUAUGUGCAGCUGGUUGGAAGCAUGCUUCAAACAUAUAAAACCAUGAAAUGCAACAUGUCACUAAAGAUUCAUUUUCUGCAUUCUCAUUUAGACUUCUUCCCUGCAAAUCUUGGUGCUGUUAGUGACAAGCAUGGUGAAAGGUUUCACCAGGACAUUGUGGUCAUGGAGAAAAGAUAACCGGGCAAGUGGAAUCCAUCAAUGCUGGCGAAUUAUUGUUGGACACUUAAGCGAGAAGCCUCAGACACAGUACAAAUGAAAUUCAUUAACAAAAUAUUUUUAACUUAGUUGAACAUCAGCACCAUUAUGCAA
Molecule: messenger RNA, 4056 nt
Organism: Mobula hypostoma (lesser devil ray)
Lineage: Eukaryota; Metazoa; Chordata; Chondrichthyes; Myliobatiformes; Myliobatidae
Gene: sephs1
Product: selenophosphate synthetase 1
Exons: 8
Coding region: 374-1474 (366 amino acids)
Biological process (GO): L-selenocysteine biosynthetic process
Cellular component (GO): cytoplasm
Molecular function (GO): selenide, water dikinase activity; ATP binding
Source: RefSeq, a predicted model, not a curated record